Molecule: messenger RNA, 1165 nt
Organism: Galleria mellonella (greater wax moth)
Lineage: Eukaryota; Metazoa; Arthropoda; Insecta; Lepidoptera; Pyralidae
Gene: Kua
Product: plasmanylethanolamine desaturase
Exons: 4
Coding region: 105-1052 (315 amino acids)
Molecular function (GO): oxidoreductase activity
Source: RefSeq, a predicted model, not a curated record
AUAAAAAAAAGUAGUGAUAAGAUUUAUAUACAUACACACCCAAUAAUAAUCGCUUGCUCUGACGUUUAUCCGGCUAUUUCUUAAUUUUAUUGAAGUAAAAAUUAAUGAUGACUUUGCCAUUACCAAUACCGCCUUGUGCUAAAAGAGACGGCAUCAGUGGAUUGGCUUGUGAUCGCUUUGAAUAUGCUAGUACCAUGGCGACUACAUUAUUAGCCCCGGUAAAAACAGAAAGGGAAAUCUUGGAACAUUCUAUGUCCGAGGAUGAUCCUAAUGCUAAUACGCAAUUCCCAAGCAAUGCAGGAUCGCAACUUCGAUGGGGCCCCCGCCACAAAGGAGCUCAAGAACUUGCAGAACUCUAUAGUCCAGGCAAACGACUGCAAGAAUGGGUGUGUGUGGUGGUUUGUUGCACAUUAUGCGUUUCUGCCGGCAUAUUGAUGGCCAGACACAUUCGCGCGGAUGCCUCACUAUUAUUAGCAGCAAUUGCUGGUGUCCUAACGGCAGAUUUUGCUUCGGGCGUAGUGCACUGGGCUGCUGAUACUUGGGGAGCGGUUGAUCUACCUCUUAUAGGCAAAAAUUUCCUACGGCCUUUCCGUGAACAUCACAUUGAUCCUACAUCAAUUACUCGACAUGAUUUUGUGGAAACAAAUGGUGACAACUUUGCGAUAACUAUACCUGUGCUUGCGCGUAUCGUAUGGCAGUUGUUGACUUAUGAUAAUAUUAGCCUUGACAAAGAGUUCCAUUGGAUUUCAUAUUGGUAUCUAUGUUGCAUAUUCGUGGCAAUGACUAAUCAGAUUCACAAGUGGUCGCAUACGUAUUUUGGACUACCAUGGUGGGUGGUGUGGUUGCAAGAGUGGCACAUAGUCCUACCACGGCGUCAUCAUCGUAUUCACCACGUUGCGCCGCACGAGACUUACUUUUGUAUCACCACCGGUUGGCUUAACUGGCCCUUGGAAAAACUUCGUUUUUGGUCCACCUUAGAGACAUUUAUUGAGGCCUUAACCGGAUGUAAACCUCGUGCUGAUGAUAUGAAAUGGGCACAGAAACGUUCCUAGAAUGUAAUUAAAUAAGUAGGUAGUAAUGUUUUUAUACUACCGUCGAUACUCGUCCACAUCUACCAAAUCAAUUAAUAGAUAGAAUUUAAUUAAAAAUGAGUUUAAUAACAAUA